Messenger RNA from Gordionus sp. m RMFG-2023, 969 nucleotides. RefSeq lists its product as uncharacterized. Bases 35 to 496 code for a protein of 153 amino acids. The record is from RefSeq and is a predicted model, not a curated record. NCBI's taxonomy places the organism in Eukaryota, Metazoa, Nematomorpha, Gordioida, Chordodea, Parachordodidae. Gene Ontology annotation, molecular function: protein binding. The transcript is spliced from 5 exons.
GUCUAUGAUCAACGUGCUAGAUAAGAUAAGAUAAAUGAAUUGUAAUUUAGAUAUUUACUUACCUGAGAUCAACCUUGAUGAAGCUAGAAAAAACUUUAAUGAUCAACUUAGGAUUGGACAACCUUCGUUUAGGAGUCAAUUUGAAUAUUCAUUGUACUUGUUAAACAAAGAGGAUAUAAUCAAUGCAUCUCUUCUAUUAGAGGAGCUCUAUAUUUUAUAUAGCACUCAUGUUACACGAUCACAGGAAUUAUCUUAUGUUUUGGCUAUAACAUUUUUCAAAAUUAAGAAUUAUGAAAAAGCACAAUAUUAUGCCGAUCAAUUAAUUAUGCAUUCACCUCAAUUUAGUCAUAUUACAAAAGAAAACUGUAUGCUUAUAUCAAAUACCAUUGAAUCAUCUCUAACAAAUCAACACAAAAAAAAUAAAAGAAAGUUGAUUACAGGAGCCUUUAUCACUGCCACCGCCAUACUAAUAGGUUUGAUGACCAAAAAAUUUUAGCCCUUAAUUUAAAGGUUUUUUAAACAUGCUCAAAGAAACUUCCUGGUAUAUAUAUAUUAAUUUAUAUAAUCUCUCAACCUUAAUUAUUUUUUAAAACAUCCCUUCAAUCAAACACCUAUAUAUUAUAUCAAAGGCAUCCAUAUUAUAUGAAUAUUUAAAUUUCAAAAAAAAGAUAUUAUAAUUUAUAGUUUAGUUUUAGGUCUUAAAAUUAUUUUCCAUGUAUUAUGGUAUAGUAUUUUUUUUCAAUCAAUUUAAUGUUUUCUUAAAUUAUUAUAAAAAUUACGGUAUAUGCAAACUAUUUUUUUGAAAAAAUGAUGCUGCUCUUGUUUUGAGUCACUUGUAAAUCAUUAUUUAUUUAUGAGAUUUAUAUAUUUUUGAAUUAUGAAACGUAAAAAUAAUAUAAUAUAUCAAAACAUAAUAUUUUUUUUAAAAAAAAACAAUUUUUUAAAAUUAUUAAUAAAUAAAUGAUCGAA